Closterium sp. Naga37s-1 is the source of this 1491-nucleotide messenger RNA. The record is from the annotation of a GenBank genome assembly. NCBI's taxonomy places the organism in Eukaryota, Viridiplantae, Streptophyta, Zygnematophyceae, Desmidiales, Closteriaceae.
AUGUCGCUACGUCCCGAAUCUACUCUCCCCUCUUCCUCAAACCCCCCCCCCCCACCCUCUCCCCCCACACCACCCUCUCCCCCCACCUCCCCCACUCCCGCCCGGCAGGAUGAGACGUUUGACUUCGGUCCACGUGGCGACCUCGCGUACGACGCCGUCGGGCCGCUCCUCCUCAACGUCGGCUGCUUCCCGGACGCUUCCUCCGCGCGCGCCUUCUUCCAAACCCUAGCCGCCAGGUUCGGCGAUACCCAUGCCGCAGCCUCGGCGGAGAACGUGCGGAGCUUGGGGGCGCCGAUGCGCAUGGGGGAGGGCAUGGCGGAGCAGGCGCUGCUGGGGGAGGGGAAGACGGGGGUGAUUCAGGCGGUGGCGGCGGAGGGGGAGGAGGAGUCCAUGUACUUCGUGACGGAGCGCGAUCUGCGGAAGCUCGAGCGCAACAAGCGCAAGGACGAGCGCCAGCGCAUGGUGGGUCUCAGGGUUUCGCUGAGGGGGGAGGGGGGGAAGUGGGAUGGGGGAAAGGGGGAGGGGAGGAAGGGGUGUUGGCAAUAUGCCCUUUCUCUCCUUUGCUGCAGGCACAUCGCCUUUGCAGAAUGCAUGCAUGCAAGGCGAGGAGGCGUACGAGGCGCACGUGAAGGAGUGCGAAGCGACCAUGCCGUUGGUGACGGUGACGCGUACGAAGCGCACGUGAAGGAGAACGAAGCCAUUCUGUCGUCGAUGGCGCUGGUGACGGUGUCACACGGGGGUGACGGCACGGAGGGCGGAGCGAAGGACAUCCAUCUCUCCCCUUUCCGCCUUCCCUUUUUCCGCUUCCUGUCACCCCAGGACGCGUACGAGGCGCACGACGCGUACGAGGCGCAUGUGAAGGAGAGCGAAGCCAUUCUAUCGUCCAUGCCGAUGGUGACGGUGUCGCACGGGGGCGAUGGCACGGAGGGCGGGGCGAAGGACAUCCACCUCAGCAACUUCACCGUCACCGUGGCGGGGAAAGACCUCAUCAGCGAUGCUUCCAUCACUCUGGCUUUUGGGCGAAGAUAUGGGCUGAUCGGGCGCAACGGGACGGGAAAGACCACCCUGUUGAAGCACAUGGCGAUGCAUGCGAUCGACGGCAUUCCGCGAUUGUGCCAGGUGCUGCACGUGGAGCAGGAGGUGGUGGGGGACGACACAUCCGUCCUACAGUGCGUGCUCAGUGCCGACCUCGAACGCACCGCUCUUCUAGAGGAAGAGAAGCAGCUUCUAUCGAGGAAAACUGGCGGGGAGGAUGGGGAGGCGGGCGGGGAGGCGGAGGGGAAGAAGCGGGAUGGGGGAGGGGCGGAGGCGGGUGCAGCGGAGGAUGAGGCGGCGGCGAAACGGUUGGCGGAGCUUUAUAAGCGGUUGGAGGAGAUUGAUGCGUACUCUGCUGAGUCCCGAGCUGCUUGCAUCCUUGCUGUAAGCGAGAGAGGUGGAGAUGGGAGGAAGUGUGUUAUGGAUGCGGUUACUGGUGGUGAGCAGAGGUGUUAA